Messenger RNA from Sturnus vulgaris (Common starling), 458 nucleotides. RefSeq names its product ATPase H+ transporting V1 subunit F (gene ATP6V1F). Gene Ontology annotation, molecular function: proton-transporting ATPase activity, rotational mechanism. NCBI's taxonomy places the organism in Eukaryota, Metazoa, Chordata, Aves, Passeriformes, Sturnidae. Gene Ontology annotation, biological process: proton transmembrane transport. The record is from RefSeq and is a predicted model, not a curated record. Gene Ontology annotation, cellular component: proton-transporting V-type ATPase, V1 domain; membrane.
CGCAUCCCGCUCCCGCCGGGUCCCGGCAGCGACUUUCCCAGCGUCCCGAUCCCGGCGGAUUCCGUACCCAGCGGGCCCCAGGCAUGGCGGGCCGCGGGAAGCUGAUCGCGGUGAUGGGCGACGAGGACACGGUGACCGGGUUUCUGCUCGGCGGCAUCGGGGAGCUGGACAAGCACCGGCGGCCCAACUUCCUGGUGGUGGAGAAGGAAACGAGCCUGGCCGAGAUCGAGGAGACGUUCCGGGGUUUCCUGGCGCGGGAGGACGUGGGCAUGAUCCUGAUCUCGCAGGCCCUGGCGGAGCAGAUCCGGCCGGCGGUCGCAGCCCAUGCCCGGGCGCUCCCCGCGGUGCUCGAGAUCCCCUCCAAGGACCACCCCUACGACCCGGCCCGGGACUCUGUGCUGCGCCGCGCCCGGGGGCUCUUCGCACCCGAUGAGCUGCGAUAGAGCCUCCCAGGACCC